GCACGCGUCUGAUCUGGGGCGUCGUACCCGCUAAUUGUAAAAUUAAAUUACCACAAAAAAAUUGUACCGAUCGAAAACCUCAAUCCUGUACAUAUAUUCUUCUUAGUAACUAAACUUUAACAUUAAUUCUCUUUUUGGAAACCAAAGGGAAUGUGGCUUCGCAUUAGGACAGCCGUAUAACCGGAAGUCGUUGAUAUUCUGCCUCAAACUUAAAAUAAUUAUAGACAAUUUUUUUAGGAGCUAAGAAUGGAAUGGAAAUUCUUUGCUAAGCUUUAUUACGUAUGGAAAUAUAUUGAAUGCAAAGAUUUGUAGAGUUUAUUCGCGAGCACACAAUAUCUCUUCUCUACAAAUGUAGAGAAGUAUAAAUAUAAAUACACAAAUACUCUCGAGUUUUAUGUCUCUUUUUUCCACGUAGGUACUGGUAGUAGAAUACAAAUUUUCUCGGCAUCACCAGUAAGAGACAUUCAUCGCUUCUCUAGGUUUGUAAUGUAAUCGAUGGAAUACCAAUAUUCUAUUUGAAAUAUUGAUUUUUCUGAAUUUAGACGCUGCUGCAAUUGUUCUCAGGUUAUUUUAAGAAGAGAUAAGAUUUUUUGCUAACUAACAUAAAGACGACCGUCAUGUCAGCAACGAAAAUCUGCAAAAUCAUAUAUUUAAUUACACGGCUGGAUGAUGUCUGGUGAAGGUACUAAAGAGUCGAAUACGUUUCAUUAUAACUACACAAGUUCAUCAGUUGCGGACAGCGAGUCAAACGGUAAAGUCGCAAAGUGAUCGAGCGGCCGACGACCGCCGAAAGUUGCCGGCAACAGAGAACGGUACGCGCGCCGAUUGGUGCAUAUUGGCGGGGAAAACGCCCGCAUCGAUGAAACAUAUUCGCGAGUCGCAAAAUUUUCAGAAGCGAGUUGGCGAACGUGUGUCCCCCACCACAGAAUGACAGUGACCCAAAUGGUGCGCCGGCGCAGUCAGUUCCGUGAGCGCGCGCCGCGUACACGUCCCGUGCUGUUACCAACCAGUGUCAGUCCAACCGCUGUCGUUUUGUGAUUUACGAUCGGAUAUUACUGUGUACAAAUGCAGUGAGUGAACCGGUUGACACUUCGUAUGUAUGGCGUCGCCAUUUGACGUAUGUGGAUGAUCAUUCUUCAGAGGUGUGAUAAUGGCCGCGGCACUCCUGCCGUCGCCAGUGUGAAUUGUUAAGACUCUCGUUCAGUGAACUUCCUAGCACAGCCGCCUCUAGCGCCACCCAACCACAAUGAAAAUGGUGUUGUCACAACGGCAACGAGAGGAGCUGAAUAAAGCUAUCGCCGACUAUCUGGGCAGCAAUGGCUACACGGACGCGCUGGAAGCGUUCAAGAAGGAGGCCGACAUGACGGGCGAGAUGGACCGCAAGUUCGGCGGGCUCCUCGAGAAGAAAUGGACCUCGGUCAUCAGGCUACAGAAGAAGGUGAUGGAGCUAGAAUCCAAAUUGUCGGAGGCACAGAAAGAAUUCAUCGAAGGGGCUCCGACUCGCGCUAAAAGGACACCUGCGGAAUGGAUACCGCGUCCACCAGAGAAGUUCUGUUUGACCGGACACCGAGCAACUAUUACCAAGGUAAUAUUUCAUCCAGUGUUCAGUUUGAUGGUGUCCUCAAGUGAAGACGCCACCAUCAAAGUAUGGGAGUUUGAGAGCGGCGAGUACGAACGAACCCUGAAAGGGCACACCGACUCCGUUCAGGACAUCGCAUUCGACCACCACGGGAAACUACUGGUGUCAUGCAGCGCAGACAUGUCCAUCAAACUGUGGGACUUCAACCAGACGUUUGAGUGCGUGAAGACGAUGCACGGGCACGACCACAACGUGUCAUCGGUUGCGUUCUCGCCCAGCGGCGACAUUGUCUACUCGGCCAGCCGCGACAAGACGAUUAAAGCAUGGGAAGUGGCGACUGGAUACUGCAUCAAGACGUACAAGGGUCACCGCGAGUGGGUGCGUAUGGUGCGCGUGUCACCGGACGGGGCGCUGCUCGCCUCCUGCUCCAACGACCAGACCGUGCGCGUGUGGAACGCCGACACCAACGAGUGCAAGAUGGAGUUGCGUGAACACGAGCACGUGGUAGAAUGCGUGGCGUGGGCACCAGAAGCGGCCGCAGCGGCUAUCAACGAGGCCGCGGGUGGGGAUAACCGCCGCGCCGCGCACGCGGGGCCCUUCCUGGCCAGCGGCUCGCGCGACAAGUCCGUCAAGAUCUGGGACGUGAGCACGGGGCAGUGCCUUGCGACUCUGGUGGGGCACGACAACUGGGUCCGCGGCGCCGCGUGGCACCCGGGCGGGCGCUACCUGCUGACCGCGUCCGACGACAAGACCCUACGCGUAUGGGACGUGGCGCACACGCGCUGCCUCAAGACGCUUUACGCGCACCAGCACUUCGCCACCAGUCUCGAUUUCCACAGGAGCUUGCCAUACGUGAUAUCGGGCAGCGUUGAUCAAACCGUCAAAGUCUGGGAGUGUCGCUAAGAGCGUUGCCAUUUUAGUAACUUAAACUCACCGAUGAUAUCUUAAUCAUUAUUUUUUCACACGUUAGCUGCAAUGAGUUGCGAACGUAAUGUUUAAAUCAUUUUUAUCGGAGACAGGAAUGUAGUUAUUUAUUAAUGAUAUUUCCUCCUGCUCAUUGUAAUCUUCUUGUAUACUUGGCGAUGCUAUGUUUCACAAUACACCAACAACUCCGGAUAAUAUUACUGCACUACAUCACAUAUACCUGAUACUACAUUAUAGAAUGUCACAUUCCAUUAAAAUAUAAUGGUUCAUAUUAUAAUAGCUGUAUAAUAUUAUCUGAUUGUAUUAAUGAGUUCUCAGGAUAAAUUUUGGAUGGUGGAGUGAGGAUAUAGCAUCUGUCAUGUAACCGAUUGGAAGUUUGAAGUGAGGCAAAAAGCUGUGUUAUAAUUUAAUGUCCUUCUGUUUUAUUUUAUAGUUAUUGUUUAUUCAUAGGCGCGUUUAGAUGUAAUUUUUAUUUAAUAUAAAUAGUAAAUGUUUUUCAUAAUGUCCAAUCUAGGCAUAUUUGUACCGUGA
This is a messenger RNA of Chilo suppressalis (striped riceborer), 3034 nucleotides long. The record is from the annotation of a GenBank genome assembly. NCBI's taxonomy places the organism in Eukaryota, Metazoa, Arthropoda, Insecta, Lepidoptera, Crambidae.